CUGUCUUGGGACCCCUGAUGUUUCUCCUCUACGUUAAUGACAUCCCUUCAUAUGUUUCUUCGAAAAUCAGACUGUUCGCUGAUGACGCCAUACUUUACAGAGAAGUAGAAGAAACAUCUGACGCUACAUCCCUGCAAAACGAUUUGGAUGCUCUGUGCAGAUGGGAGAGGGAAUGGGAAAUGAAAUUCAAUCCAGACAAAUGUUUUGUCAUGCAUAUCACCACCAAAAAGGAUCCACUCAUCAGCACGUACAAAAUCAACCAGAGACCUCUCCAAACUACUACCAAUCACCCAUAUCUUGGCCUAAUCCUGAGUUCUGACUGUAGCUGGUCGUCUCACAUCAACAAAAUUACCAACAACGCUAGGCAGACCAUUGGCAUCAUCAGAAGAAACUUCAAAUCCUGUAGCAGAAAGGUUAAAUCCCAACUUUACCAGUCUCUCGCCCGCCCCAAACUAGAGUAUGGUGCCUGCGGCUGGGCCACCUUCACUGAGGAAGAAAACAAACAACUUGAAGGUAUCCAGAGAUACGCUGCCAGGAUGUGUUGUAACAACUUCACCAGGCUUGCCAGUGUCACAGAUAUGUUGAACCAGCUUGGUUGGCCUCUACUUGAAACACGUCGCUCCAUUGCUAGACUAACCAUGAUGUACAAGAUCUCUCACAACCUCGUUGAAGUCAAACACGACCUUAGGCCCAAAACAAAAACCCUUAGGAGCUCGCACCAGUUUUCAUACCACCGACCCAACGCUAAAUCCAAGUUCUAUAGCACCAGUUUCUACCCAUCAACGAUCCCCAUUUGGAACGACCUGCCAAACACUAUCAUCACCAUACCCGACUUAAACCAGUUUAAACAAGCCUUAGUAGACCACGUCAUCGGGGAGGGAACCAAAACCCAAGUUAACUAGCUCCAGCAUAGCCGCCCCAACUCUAGCGGGAUGCGGAUUCUACCGUUUAGCUGGAGCAACGGAUACAGAUACAGAUACAGAAAUUAGUACGCCGGUGCAGCGCAUAAAAAAAGAGGGACAGCCCCUCCGCCCCGAUUCAAUGUGUACUACGAAGUGUUUUUGAUAAUUGCACCUAUAGCUAGAAACUUUAAUUCCCCUGAGACAUACCUUAACUAAGCUAUCCAGGCAUGCAAAAUACAUUUGGCAUUUUGUACACCCAGUAUGGAACACAGCGUAUGUGCAAAAGGGCGCCCUCUACCCGAUUUCUCAACCCCAAGAGGGCGCUGUCCAUUCUGCAAUGUGGGAAUUCCCCAUGUGAGCAAUAAACAGGCAUCGGGGCGUUUCUGUUUCGCGGAAUCCACACACAAAACUGUCAGUGUCAGUAUUUCGGAUUGAUGUAGACUCUCAUCGACAGCAUCAGUGAUUCUGCCUGGCAUAACGGCAAAUUACGAAAGGACCAGUAACAUGGCAUCCUCAGACACCACCGUCUCCCCAGGGCUGUUCAUGUUGCCUCUUCCCAUCAACAAGGACAUUAACAUUGACAAAGCUGUGGUGGAGACUAAAGUCAGAGAUCUGAAUCACUUCCUUCGAGUACGAACUGGCCGGUCGGAGGAGUUUGCUAUCCUGAACCUGCAGGGUCUCCUGACCCUCCGACUUCACCGCUAUGAGGAGGCCCUUGGCUACUUCCACGCAGUCCUGGAGAAAGACCCGGAGAACCUGAACGCCCUAGCUGACCUCCAGUAUGUCUUGGAGAAGCUCUUCAGACUGGCCGAGGCAGAACACUGCAAAGAUGAGCUGAGUCGCCUUCUCCGAUCUCAAGAUCAAAGUGAGUUGAUUGAAUCUCAGAAAUUGAACAAAGCCCGGUGCCUGGCCGAACAGGCUUAUGCGUAUGCCUAUGACAUCCAUAGCGACACUCUCGAAGGAAAGAGAUUCAUGGAUUCUAAUGGUUUGUACCGGAAGGCACUGGACCUUGGCGGUACAGCUGUUAAGACUGCUGAGAAAGACGACUGGAAAUUAUGUAUGGCCACCAACGCGCAUAAGCUGUUUGACAGUCUCUAUUAUGAGAACAAGCAUGCUGCAAAAGACUACAUUGACAUUGCUGUAAAUUUGUUCUAUGAAAUCACCCAACGGAUUCCCGGUGAUCCCGAGUUUCAGUGGGAUAGCUGGCGACACUUGGCUGACAUUUUCAGGUCGUUUAAAAUCAGGAAGAUUUCUAAAGAAGUGCGUAAGGAGCUGAUGGAGUACAAGAAAGAUCCUGAGAAGUGCAUGCUGAAAGCCAUGGAAGUCACCCCCAACAAUGCAAGGCUCCUAGCUCGCUAUGCCAACUUCCUGUAUUCCCUCAACAAGGAAUACCAGAAGCCCCUGGAACUGUUGGAGCAGUCCAUAAGUCUGGAUAGCACUGAGUUCAAUUUCUACGCGUUCACCACCAGAGCAAUGAUCAACCUCAAAUACUACAAUUAUCACGUGAAGCAGGCAGGGCAAGACGCCUCGAAGAUGGGUCUUCUUAGGAAUGCUCUCCAGCUUGCCAAAAGUGACUUGGAGAAAGCCAUGGCCAUGCAUGUCACCCCGUGGGAUUUGGCCCGCCUGGGAGAGGUCUAUUACCUCCUUGCAAAGAACCACACAGAGCAAGACAGUGAGAUCAGGUCCCUGAUUGAGAAAGCCCUUCUGCACUUCACCAAAGCAGGAGAUUGUCAAGAUGGCCAUAAGAUGAUUGCGGUACAUCUCAGUCGAGGACGCUGCCUGUUUGAGAUCGGAGAGAAGCGCUCAGCGAUAGGAUGCUUCAAGCAAGCAACAGACUGUGAACCCCCAACAAGCACUUACACUGGCAAUUUCAAUGAACUCUUGAGUGUUUACCUGACCAUUCUUCGUGAAGAGAAAUCUUCGGAGGACAGGUCCAUCUUUGCUGAAACUGCCUACUCCCUGAGGAGCGCGGUACUUAAAUACGGCGAGAAAAACAUACGUUCAUUUUGUAUUGGUAAGUUUAGAUCAGAAUAUGCAGACGAAUUGCAACAGCUGGCUGCUUACUGUGAUAAGUUUAAGGAACUCAAGCAACUGGCAUCCUUACUUAAGUUUGAGGAACCAGUGUCACCUGCAAAAGCAACUAUUGACACCGGAGGAAAACUGCAGGGGCCUUGGACUAAAACUUACUUUCAUAGAGCAAGUGACGUGACACAAGGAGUUGCACAAGGUCAUGGUACUGCUGCUGCUAGACCUGUAGUUGACGAACACGAUGACUCGGCUAAGAGAGUUGUUGCAGGACAGAUGAAAGAAGAAACAGAGGUCGCCGCAGGUAUCAUUCCUGAUGAAACUUUGGCUGGUGCCUCUGCUUCCAUUGAUGCACCUGAGAAUAAAUCCGAAAAUGCUGAGGCUGACCACGAGAUGACAUCUCUGGCUGAAGACGUGGCAAAAAUAGCCAUCAUGAGGCCUUCUGGGGAGUUGAAGGAGCAGCCCAUUAGGAAAGCACCUGAGAAAGCAAGGGUCUCCAGCUUUGAGUAUGACUUUUUCGUUGUCUAUCCCAAGAACCAGAGAGAUUGGGUGUCAUACGACCUGCUGGUGGAAUUGGAAGAAAUCCGGAAGUUGAAAGGGUGUACUCGUCACAGGGACGUUAUUGCUGGAAAAUUCAGGAUCAGGAGUGAGAUUGAACUGAUGAAAUCCAGUGCCAGCAUUUUAUUGAUAUAUAAUGAAGACUUCAAUCACGAGUGCGAUUAUUCCAUGCAUCAAGCUCUCCAGUUAAGAAAGAGCAAGGACUUCAGUCGGGUCAUUAUUCCCAUCUUACGAGAUGCUUCAGAGAUACCGGAUGAGAUUAGUGUCUUCCAUGAUUUUGAUGCCACUGGUGCAGUUGACUGGAAUAAGUUGGCACUUUGCAUCGAACAGCAGAUAGCUCGCUAAGCUUAGAUGAUGUCCAAAAAACCGCAUUUUCCCCCAACUUUCACUCGGGAGGUAACACACUGAGUAUACAGUGUUUAUACGUCGGUGAAGGGCAAAACCUAAUUUGAUUAAUAAAGUAAAGUAAAAUCUGUCACGAGCUAGAAAAUUAUGGCCCAUCAGGACGGUGUUUAUCUCCUGUUUCCUUUGUAUGACGAAACGACUGAGAUUGUGUCUAUUCUCCCUGGCCUGGAUGGGAUGCCGGUCCAUCGCAGGUACAUAACAACAGUGUACCUGGACAUUGUUUGAGUAAGGACGGGGAGGUACUGAAUUCGCAUAUUUCCAGCUAGCUUGUUUGGCCAAUAUUUAUCAUGGAACAAUUACGAAUCAAGAAGCAAGACUAAUCCGGACUUGUAAAGCUGGUCCCAGGCCAAAUUGGUCUAAGGCGUUGUGGGUGUCAUCUGAGUCAAUUAAUUUCGCCCAAAGUCAAGUCAGUCAGUGAGAAAGUCAAUUCAAUUCAAUAUAAUAUUUUGUUUUAUCACAAUUAAAAACUUAAGUAGUGAAAUUCAUGAUCUUCUCAAUGUGCACAUAAAAACAGUAUACAUGUAUUUAAACACUUAUGAAUUUACAUUAGGCGAAAAGUUACGGGGGGAAAAGAGAAGUAUAAAACAGUAUGAAUCCCCUACUUUGGAAAAAUCAUUCAAAAUGAAAAAAGAAAGUAAAUAUCUAUGUAAAAAAGCUGCUAUUGUAAACACAAACUCAAAUCUGCAUGCGUACCGAUGUGCUAAGUUAUAAAUUUAAAAAGAUAUCUGACUUAUUGAAACAUUGCAAACAAUAUUUAUCUGAUAAAAGUAGAAUUGUAAAUAUGAAUGGCACUAGGUAAAAUUAAUAUCUGAACCAAUUUGUGUGAGUGGGGAGAGCACCAAAUCUUCCUGAUCGGAGUAUGUGUAAAGAUGAAUGGAGAGAAUGAGUUGGGUCCCGAGUUAAAAUCUGCAGUUAAGUGAGAUAGUUUGUUCAACAAUUUCGUUUACCUGUUUUUCCUCCGGACCACUUUAAUAUUUUUAGUGCAGCUUUGGUAGAAUAGAUGCAAAAUUUAAUCAUGGACAUUAAAAGAACUUAACUUCCUGAAAAAAAAUGAA
Messenger RNA from Patiria miniata (bat star), 4945 nucleotides. Its product is annotated as tetratricopeptide repeat protein 22-like. Bases 1407 to 3830 code for a protein of 807 amino acids. Gene Ontology annotation, biological process: signal transduction. The record is from RefSeq and is a predicted model, not a curated record. Lineage: Eukaryota; Metazoa; Echinodermata; Asteroidea; Valvatida; Asterinidae. The transcript is spliced from 2 exons. Gene Ontology annotation, molecular function: protein binding.